AUGGCCUCUUUUCUCCCACCACAGCCUGCCACUCCGAAUCAACCUCCACCACCUCCUCUGCCGCCGGGGAAGAUGAUGCAGCCUCGUACGCAAUUCCAGCCCCCACCGCCGGUCACUCCACCGCCCUCUGCCAACCGGAACGCCACUUUUCUGCCCUCUCCUAUCACUGAGGAGGGAUCAUGGGAAGAGGCGGAGACAGACGUCACAGAUGAAGAUGCUCUUGAGUUUGAUUUCGAGGAAGAUCUUCGCGCCAUUGAUGAAGUGAAGGGUGAAGCCAUGCUGAAGGAGGUCGGCAGUCUAGGCUCGUUGGAGUCGAGACCAGGAACAAGAGGCAGGUACUUCAGCGUGUGCAAGCAUUGGCUGAAGACUUUGUGUAUGAAAGGAGACAAAUGUGAUUUCCUGCAUCAAUAUGAUGUCAACCGGAUGCCUGAGUGCGUGGCCUGGGUUAAACACGGUCGCUGCACUGAGAAGGACUGCGAGCUCCGCCACGACAUAGAAACCGUAGAAUGUCAAAAAUAUAAAUACGGAUUUUGUCGUUUGGGCAACAUGUGCAGACUACGGCAUGAGAAACAUGGUCGGCAGAUGCUGCCUGAUUUGGUGCCCGACUGGUAUCUUCGUGAAUGCGUGCCUAACGUCUUUGAGUUCGUCCCUAGAAUGCCCGAGGACCUAUUGAGGACUUCCAUCCAAGAGCUCAAGCCUAAUCGACAACAGCCACCACCGCCUCCACCUCCUCCACCCGGCGGCCGUGUAGAUACUAGGUAG
This is a messenger RNA of Perkinsus marinus ATCC 50983, 762 nucleotides long. RefSeq names its product mRNA 3'-end-processing protein ytH1, putative. The record is from RefSeq and is a predicted model, not a curated record. NCBI's taxonomy places the organism in Eukaryota, Perkinsozoa, Perkinsida, Perkinsidae. Gene Ontology annotation, molecular function: metal ion binding; RNA binding. Bases 1 to 762 code for a protein of 253 amino acids. The transcript is spliced from 7 exons.